AUGAUGUCAACUGAAGAAGAAAUGGAAUAUCAGUCUUUUACGUCUCCAUCUGUCGAUGCUCCGAUUUCUUCUACUCGUCGUUCAAUAGCUCGAAGACGUGGUCGUAGUUUAAAUUCUCCUCAUGUUCAAAGUCUCGACCGUAAUUCGAAUCGUGCCACUUCCACACCGAGACCAACUCGUCAUAGUGGUCAUAAUUCAAAUCAAUCAUCAAUUCCCACAAACGAAAAAAACGAAAAUGUUACUACUUCUGUUCUUUCACCUAUUUCUCCAUCCAAUCCACAGCAUCGUUCUCAAUCACCAGCUCCAGCGUUGCCUUUCGACUGUCCAUCGGAUGAAGAACAAAAUCAAAAUCAGAACAUGCAUAUUGCAACUAGAUCGGGUAAAAUGAAGAAGGAUACAAUUUUAUCGUAUUUCACUAUACGAUCAGAUGGUCGAUACGACUGCAAUAAUUGCCAUCAGCCGUACAUGGCAUAUAAUGGAUCAGCAACUAAUCUACGACGUCAUCUCUUCAUAAAACACGAUAUUGCUGCUGCUGUUUAUGAUUCACAAUUACUUCAAAUCAAACAAAAAAAACCUGAUGUAUCGAACGAUGUGUUACCAACUCUUCCAAAGAUUCGUCAAAAACAACUAGAUAAAGCAAUUGUUGAUUGUGUCAUUGACGAUUCGCUUCCAUUUACCACAUUCACAAAAUCAGGCAUGACUCUACUAAAACGUGCACCGGGUGUUGCUUUUACAGCUGAUAUAUGGAAAAGUGGAGCCCGGAAAUAUUAUAUUUCAUUAACAGCUCAUUUAUUCGAUAAAGAUUUUGAAGUUGUACCACGCGUCUUAUCUUUGCGACAAUUCACUGAACGUCAUCUCGCCGUCAAUAUUCAAUCAUUUAUUAAAUUUGAACGUGAUGAAAAAUUUCAAAUUAUGCCUAAGCAGCGAGCGGGAAUCACGACGGAUUGUGGACGUGAUAUGGUUGCAGCAACACCAAAUGGUUUAUUUGGUCCACGAUACGCUUGUAUUGCACACGUAUGGAACAAUGUCGUCAAAAAUGGUCUUUGUCUAUGGUCGCCACCGAAUUCCACAAAAUUUCCAAUCGAUGAAGGCAAUGUCGAUGUUAAUGAAUCAAUUCAAAGUGUUGGUGGCGAUGAGGAUGAUUUGCUAGACGAUGAAGAACAACAAGCAGAUCAAUCGGGUGAUGAUGAAACACAAGAAAAUAAUGAUAUGACUACAUCUCCAUUUGAUCAAAUUCAAACGACGGCAGUAACAACUGUAGUGCACAACAAGAAAAUAAUCCAACCGAUUCAGGACGAAUUCUUAAGCGACGACGAUGAACCAGCUAUGAUUCAACCAGAAACUCGGCUUAUUACUCUUAUUGGUCUUCUUGAACGUACAUUAAAUCUUCUCAAUCGAUGUCGUCAAUUGGUUCAUGAUAUGCGCAAUAUUGGUGUUGUCCGAGCAUUUAUAUUGACGGAAAUCGGGGGAAAAGGACGUGGUUUUACAUUAGAUAUGGAAAUUCGAUGGAACACAACGUUUCAAAUGGUUGACCGUCUACUUGAACGUCAAAUUCUUAUUGAUACUGUUGUUCGGCGAAAAUUCGAUGGUCUAGCUAUCGCCCAAACGAAUAGAUUAAAAUUGGCUGCACUUACUCCAGAUGACUGGGAUGUGCUCCGUGCUCUUCAUCAUGUGUUAAUGGGCUUUGAUAUUGCAACAACAAUAAUCUCAGCUAGUCAUUAUCCUACUUUAUCUGAUUCUUUUUGGGCAAUUACCAAACUUCGUCAAAUUUUAAUUUCCAACCAAGAUAAUUCUCGUUACACCGAGGUGCUGAAAAAAAGUGCAUUGAAUUACCUCGAUAUUUAUAUACAGAAACAUUUAUCCAAGGAACAACAAGAAGGAAUGCUCAUAGCGGCUUUUCUUGACCCAGAAACACACAACGAUUUGAGCGAAAAUGAUUUAACUAAAGCGAUGGAAAUUGUGAAGCAAAAGAUCAAGAAAAUGCCGAUAACUGCAUCAACUACAACAACUACAUCAUCUCUUUCAUCGUCAUUAUCUCCACCUCAUCCAGUUCUCUUUAAGAAACAUUCUGCCAAACAGCUGAUGAAUCGAUUGGCUGGAAUCGAUACACACCAGUCCAGUGUUAAAUCAAUGAGCGCUGAUGUUGAGGUUUCUUUCUUUACAAAUGCAAUAAAAACAAAAGAAAAUUUCAAACAAUUUUGGUCUACUCAUCGUCACUCAUUUCCACGUCUUGUAACAUUAGUUCAUCGUUACUGCUUGGUGCCCGCAACGUCAGUCGCAAGUGAAUCCGCUUUUUCAAUCGCAGGGUUUGUCGCACGCAAGCAAUGUUCAUCAUUAUCAUCUCGUGCUUUACGUCAUCUAUUGGUCCUCAAAUACCGAAAAAACUUGAUCAAGUUUCAAAUCGAAGAUGAGCAGCCUCUAAUCCAAAAUCGUCAAUUUCAAUCGUUGUCUCUCGAUGGUGCUGGAUCAUCUUCUGUUUAA
Messenger RNA from Rotaria socialis, 2481 nucleotides. Lineage: Eukaryota; Metazoa; Rotifera; Eurotatoria; Philodinida; Philodinidae. The record is from the annotation of a GenBank genome assembly.